Molecule: messenger RNA, 1260 nt
Organism: Exophiala aquamarina CBS 119918
Lineage: Eukaryota; Fungi; Ascomycota; Eurotiomycetes; Chaetothyriales; Herpotrichiellaceae
Exons: 5
Coding region: 1-1260 (419 amino acids)
Biological process (GO): transmembrane transport
Molecular function (GO): transmembrane transporter activity
Source: RefSeq, a predicted model, not a curated record
AUGCUUCAAUGGGCAGCUUCAGUCCUUAAAUUGAUCCGUUGGCAGGGCUUAUCUGGUGGGCUGCAGCAGCUUGCAUUCGCGGCGGCCAGCGAAAUUGUACCAAAGAAGUAUCGAGGUCAGACACUGGCCAUUAUGACACUUGUAUCGUUGCCUGGCUCCGCUUUCGGGGCACCGAUCGCAUACAGCAUCAUCACGGUCGCAGAUUGGCGCUGGACCUAUUACAUUGCUCUGAUAGUCAACGGACUUGGCUUUGUACUUAUCUUGAUAUGCUACUGGCCUCCGGACUUCCUAGCGCUUCAUCCAGAGGGCAAAAGUAGACGCCAACAGUUUGCAGAGCUUGACUUUAUCGGCAUGCUCCUUUUCGCUGGAGGACUCACUGUUUUUCUCAUCGGCAUUGGGUUUGGCGGGAAUCCAUACCAGUGGACGAGCGCUACCGUCUUGUGUCCGAUCAUAUUGGGCGGGCUCUGUGUCUUUGCUGCGUUUCCGCUCUGGGAAGUCUACAGCCCCGAUACAAUCGUCAAGGUCUGUCCUCCCCACCUCUUCCGGAAUUUUAGGACAGUCGUCAUACCUUGCGGUGUAACUUUUGUUGCGGGGAUGGCAUUGAUUAGUCUGGGAACCCUGUGGCCACAGCAGAUCGCUCGUCUAUUCACCACGGUCCCAAGUACAGUUGGGUGGUAUGCUCUUGCAAAUCAGGGGUGCGCAACUGUUGGAUUCGUGAUAUUCGGACAGAGCUUCGGAACUCUUCGGCGAACACGAUGGCAGUUUAUAUUCGUGGUCACCAUGAUGGCACUCUUCCUAGGACUCAACGCUACCGUCAAUCAGCAUACGCCUGCGCGAGCUGUGGUCUUUGUAGGCAUUGCCUCUGCCAUGGUUGGUGCAACGAAUUGUAUUGGGACUCUGAUCGUGCAACUCGGCGCAAAAGAUGAAGACAUUGGAUUGGCGACAGGUCUGCUCAAUUCUAUUCGCGGAGUCGGUGGUGGAAUGGGAGUCGCCAUUUAUUCAAGCUUGCUCAACAAUCGAAUAGCGAGCACAUGGGCAGUCGAAGUUGGCGAUGCAGUGGUGCAAGCCGGGCUGCCAACAUCUUCCGUUACGAACUUCCUCGAUAUUAAUCCAAACGUCCUCGCGGUGGGCUUGGAUGCUCAGAAAACGGUCUACGUCGGCGCUUUUCGGAUGGUGUAUCUGGUCACAAUUGCGUUUGGAGGGUUGGCGGUAAUUGGAGCUCUGUUCGUUGGAAGCGUUGAUGACAAGCUUACCCAGUAA